GAGGCCAUCUUCGGCAACGUCCCUCUCAUCCUCAACCUGGAGGAGGGCCGGAAAGGCCAGCAGCGGGCGACCCUCAAGUGCGUGAUCUACGAGGCGAAGGGCGGCAAGCGGUCGUUCCAGGAUAUCUUCGUCAAGGGCCCCUGGCGAAGAAGAGUGGAGGAGGCCAAGAAGGACCAGGAGGAGAUGUCCACGGCGUUUAAGUACGAGGGGAAGGCUGGACUCGACAAGAAGAUCGUGGAGCUGGAGGACAAGGAGUGGCGAACCGAGGAUCUGGAGCCAGAGAAACCCGCGGGCGCCGCGGCCGCAGAG
Messenger RNA from Prorocentrum cordatum, 309 nucleotides. NCBI's taxonomy places the organism in Eukaryota, Dinophyceae, Prorocentrales, Prorocentraceae. The record is from the annotation of a GenBank genome assembly.